ACGAAAGCAUUGAACAACCAACAAUCUGCAAUAAUGCCGAGAUAAUUUGGCUAUCGUAUUUCGUAGCACAUUCAUUCAAUUGCGAUUGGCGAAACGUCGUCUCCUUAGCCUCGGGUAUGUUGGGAAAAUAAUAAAAUGUCCACCGUGUCACAACAGUCUGCUAUAGGGACUAAAGUUCCUCGUUCCUGACAGAGAGGGGGCGGGGCAUAAAGCUCCAGACAAAUGCCCCACAAUGCAGUUCACCUGACCAGGGGUUGGAGGUCAACCCAGGGGUGAGAUGAGGCGACCUAGGAGCUCCCUCCUGCUGCGUGGAGCAUCGCACGACCGCCCCUGAACUCUCACCUCUGACUUACUGCACACAUCCACCUUACCCACAACACCCCUCGCCCCUUGUCAGACUGUGCCCACCAUGACCACCUCACCCAGGAAACACCUGGUGAAGGACUUUAACCACUUCAUCACCUGCUACGUGUGUAAAGGCUAUCUGAUCAAACCCACGACUGUCACCGAGUGUCUGCACACCUUCUGUAAGAGCUGCAUCGUCCAGCACUUUGAAGACAGCAAUGACUGCCCCAAGUGUGGCAUCCAGGUCCACGAGACAAAUCCUCUGGAGAUGUUGAGGUUGGACAACACUUUAGAGGAGAUCAUAUUUAAACUGGUGCCUGGCCUCAGAGAAAGGGAGGAACAACAGGAAAUAGACUUCUGGAGGCUGAACAAGUCGAAAGAGAAUGGAGAAGACAAUGGCCCUAGGUCGAAGCGGGCCAGGCUGGGUGAUGAAGAUGAGGAUGAUGAUGGUGGUGGAGAUGGGGACUACCACCGGAGCGACCCUCAGAUAGCUAUCUGUCUGGACUGUCUCCGGAACAACGCAAUGGUGGGCGAGAGCAUCGUCAAGGGCUUGAUGAAGAGAUUCAUACGCUGUUCGUCAAGAGUUACCGUGGGAACCAUCAAGAAGUUCCUCAGCCUCAAGUUAAAGCUUCCAAGUUCUUAUGAGCUAGAUGUCCUAUGCAAUGGGGAGAUCAUGGGGAAGGACCACACCAUGGAGUUCAUCUACAUGACCCGCUGGAGACUCCGUGGAGAAAAUGCCUACCCCAUGGUGUUGGAGUAUCGUCCACGGAUAGACUUUGGCUGACGAGGAGGGGAGGGGAGAGAAGCCUGCACUUACUCACAGCCCUUUGAUACACAUACAGAUCUUCAAAUCUGAGACAGACCUGUCUGAUUGAUUGACUGAUUGACUAGUGAAUGGAUGUACUGAGUUUCUUAAACAUGGAUGCCAUCUCCUCAUCUGCAUGCAGUACUACGGCUAUACCUCUGAUUCAGCUCUUAUUUGGUGGCAUUAGUAUUCGUAUUACUUUUCUAUGAUCGUCUGUGAGGACCAUAAGGACCUGCCAACCUACCUGCUUGAUACAUGAUUUUACCAUGUAUCAGUACAAUGCCGUUGAAUCAGACAUACUGAAUAAUUGACUGAAGCCAACAGUGCAGUGACUCUAAGCAACAUGCAGUAUGGAAAAUGUAGUUUGCAGUAAGUCUUGUAGGCCAGUUAUGCAAAAGAACAGAGGUGUAAGGACAGAGAUACACUGGCAGAUAGAACUCUUGUAUAUUAGACCCCUCUAUAUGCUGGAUUGAGUGUCUUAUUCCUCUCCUCCCUUGCCCCACCUCUGGUUUGUCAUCCUCAACUUGUAGUGCCUUUCCCUCAUGGUUUGUGAGUCGAAUCUCAUCCUAUAGAAAGCCUGGAAGGCAUAAGGGGUUAAUAUCAGUCAUACCUGUCAUUGGUUUUUACACAGGAAACAUAUAAAGAAGUGUCAGAUAAUUGAUCAAGUUCAGUGAGUCUCUGUGAAUGUCAUGAGCCACAUGGGCGAUUUAUCGGACACUUCUUUCUUUUAAAUGUUCCUUGGUUCUACUGUCGGCCUCAUUGGUUGUAGCUUCGCCAUGACCAGGCUGGGUCUGCUCUUUUACAUGUCAAAUACUAUGGAAAACAGUAAGAAGUCCAUUUACAAAAAGUAGAUACGUGUCACCAAGGACUGCUUUUCACCUGUUGCCAAUUCCAGGUCUCAGAGGUCAGUGUCAGCCAUGCUAAACCAUGUAUAAUGCAUAUCUAUGGGUUGUUAUGGAGUUAUAUUUACCCCCUUUUUCAUACCGUAUGGAUGUUGUCCUCAUAUAGACUGUAUAAUGCAAUAUGAGUAGCCUAUGAGACAAGGGUUACUGGAGAAACCAGACUUCUGCCUACAGUCUGACUGGCCUAGCUGUUGGUUUGUGCACUGUUGAAACGUUACGGGCAUUAUUUUAGACUUGUACAUUGUAAAGAGAUGUGUAAAGACUGGUUUCAAACUCCAGCAUCCUUUUAAGAAUUGAUUUUAUUUAUUGCCUUUGCCCUUUGAUUUUGUCUGUGCUUCACUGGGUCCUGCUUAUCCGCUUGCCAAUUAGGGUUCAAACGCUUUACCUGCUCCAUACCUCCUUGUAUGUGAAGGCCUGGUCAUAUAGGCAGGAAAUUACAUGUUUGACAUGUAAGUCUAGCCACGCCUUGACUCUGUCUUCUCACUCUCCAAACAACACCAAAAAAUCUGAACAGAGACAGAUGGACAUGCGUGACAGAAAUGGGAUCAUAACAAGAUUGGAUCAUCUCUAAAAUUCUCGUUUGUAUUUCCUUUGCAGUCCCUGUGUUUGAACACCCCUGCACUAUUACUGAAACUGAUGUAGAAUCAAGCUAAACGGUGUGCUGUAGAAUAAUUCCGACUCAGCAUGUAUAACAUGUACAAACAUUUAGAAGAUGUUCUGAACAUGUAACAAAUGUGGAUAUUAAUUGACAGAAAUGUUCUUUGCAUUCUAUUCUGUACACCCAAUGAAGACACAAGUCUUUUAAUUGGAGUGUAGGUCCUCAUACCUCCAGUCUAACUAAAGCAUCGUAUUGUGCUAACACUUUUUAUGUAAACGCUUUCUGCUGUCUGUACUCCUUGGUCAUUUUAUGAAAUGUUUUGUAGUAAGUAACGUUGUUGUGAUGUUACAGUCAUGCUGUAACAUUGUAGGUAACAUUGUAUUGAUGUUAUAACCAUAAUGCAACACAAAAACACUGUCAUGCAACUACAGUAAUAACAUGACAGUGUAGGUAAUGUUGUCCUUCUACAAAUAUUUCCACAACUUUUCUGAUUAGUCCAAAUGUCCAGGGGUCAUAAACAGUAUGCGAAAAGGAACUUUGCUCUACAGUAUAAAGACUAUUCUGUAGGAAUGUAAAAUAAUGUCACUUGAUCAUUUUAGACUGGAUAGUUCCAUGUAUGUUCAUGUGUUGCAGUGGACUAUAUAUGUAUUUUUGUAAUGAAAAUAAUCCCUUGUAGAUAUUUUAUCUUUAAAAAUGAAAUUGUAUGGUGUAUAUUUAACUAAUGCUGCUUACAAUGAUCUAUUCUAUUUUUCAAUGUCAACGUGCCUGAUCACCUACCUAGACACAGUAGAAGUGUGUAAGCAAGAGCUGUUCUAAAUGUGAUACAUGAUACAAUAUUAAUACAGAUGUUGUUGAGUUAA
Osmerus eperlanus (European smelt) is the source of this 3510-nucleotide messenger RNA. RefSeq names its product polycomb group ring finger 5b (gene pcgf5b). Gene Ontology annotation, cellular component: PRC1 complex. Lineage: Eukaryota; Metazoa; Chordata; Actinopteri; Osmeriformes; Osmeridae. Gene Ontology annotation, biological process: regulation of transcription by RNA polymerase II. Bases 410 to 1129 code for a protein of 239 amino acids. The transcript is spliced from 9 exons. The record is from RefSeq and is a predicted model, not a curated record.